CGGACGGAGAGAAAAUAGUUUUUUUAAGAGGGAGGAAAAAAAUACGCAAAUUCCCACGGUUCCAGGUAAUUCAUUACAACGCUAUUUAAGAAAUACAAUGUGAAUGAUUACUUUCAUAAGUAGGGGGGCUUUUAUCUCUAAAUAAGCGUCACAAUGCUUCACAGAGAGCAGUGAAUAAACGUCUGACUGCGACUGAUUUUUACUUUCCGCCGAAGAACUUAAAAAGAGAGGAAAAGACACUUCAUCGAUCACCGUGAGACAGUAAUGCACUCAAACGGUUGAUGGUACCGACAAAGACACAACAGCUACACCGCCAGUAGCCAUGGAGGAGCAGGCCGGUCGGAGUGGCAGCGGUGGCAGCAGCAGCGGGGGCAACAACAACAGCACCGAUCAGGGCUCCUUCGCCGAGGUCACUGUCAUCGACUCUCAGUUCCAGCACUUCAGCAGCUACAUCGAGGUCAUCCGCGUCUUCAAGUGUCGGCUGUGCACCUUCUGCAGCCCGCUGGAGCAUGUCAUCGCCAGCCACAUGUCCGAGGUUCACUUCCCCCGGCGGUGCUUCCUCUGCAAGCAGUGCCUGUUUGUCUUCGAGGACAGGGCGCAGCUGGUGAGCCACCUGGACUCGGCGCACGGCACCAAGAGCAUCGCGGUGUGCUUCGGGGACAACGUUAACGGCGGCUACUCGUCACCUCCACCGUCCCUCAGCAUGAUGAUGCGGACAACAGAGGGAGAGGAGAGGAUUGCUCAGCAGAUGGCUGAGGAGACGGGUGUGGAAGAGACGAGUGGACGGGUCACCUCGAGCACGGGCAACCUCGCCAACCUUGCUGAGGGAGUUCCUGUCAGUCCGAUUCCAACAGAUUGCACGGCGCUUUCAGGUGCUCCAUCCAGAAAGACACCACCAGAGGGAGGAAGAGCAAGCGAGCCACCAGCGAUCAUCAUCGACUCCAGACAAGACCAACUUCAGUCUCGUAGCAGCUCAUGUCACCCAAGCAGCUCAAACCAAGUCUACAGCAGCCCGGAUAUCAUUGACUGCGAGGCUCCAAACUCAAGACUAGAAGUGCCAAGCCGUCAACAGCAACCUCCUGUUUCCUUACCGCCCAACGCAGAGCUCCGCGUCACAAUCGGAAACACGUAUUGUCAGUCCUACAUCAAGACAGAGCCGAUUAGCCCCGUAAGAAGUGCAGAGUCACAUCCAAAGCCGAAAGCGAGACCUUUUCUAAGUAGGAGUCGCCAUGACCCAAGGUCUUACAUGCGUAGGUGGUCUCUUACAGAAAAUUCCUCACCCGAAGAUGCUUUGGCUAACGCCAACUCAAGGAUGAGUAGAUCAUUUGACAUACCUGGCUCCGAAAGCGGGUUACAAAAUGGUAUUGAAGAGGUUGAAGAUAUGAAUUCCGAGAAAGAUGUGAGGGAUGAAGGGGCUCAGAAAUCAAGCCAUAUUAAUGGGGAGGUAAUGAGGGAAAGUAGUAGCGAUGUUCCAGAAAAUAGAGAAAUUAGUAACAAAGCGGAAUGUAACAAAAGUGCUGAGGAGAGAGGGAGAAUGAUUGAAAAGAGCAAAUCUAUGGAUGCUGUUAGAGAAACUCGUACUUUAUUGGGAGGGUCAAAGUCUUACGUGGGCGGGCGUUCCGUAGAUGGAAGGCCACCACGCUUAGUUAGACAAAGUGUAGUUGAAGAAAGUCCAGGGAACUCACCCCUCCCUAGAGUAAUGUCACAGGAGGACUCAAGUAGCCUGGAGAAGAGCGACAGGUCCCAUUUAACUGUUCCUUUCAGCGGAGCGGAAAUGAUGAGGAGGGAGAAUUUUAGUCGUAGUUUUCCUGGCACCAGUGGUAAGCCAUCCGUUGAGCCUCACCAAAAUCAGAAACCAUCCGAAGGUAGUCAAAACUUCAGGCACACUUUACGGGAUCUAGUCAGUAGCCGAAUAGAGCACGGGGAGAGGCAACAGCAACAGCAACAUCAGGCGACAGCUCCUCAUACCUCUGAAUCCAAUCAGUUUGCCAACCUGGCCGUCAGUAAUGCUGCAGCAACUUGGAUGAGGGCAGGACGAGUGCGUAGCUACAGCAUCAGUGAAGGAGAAAUGCGAGGAUUCCAGGCGAAUUUACACCCUGAUGGAACUCACCUGAAACCUGUCGAGGGUCAAAUGGUGCCAGGCGCUUUGGAGAGAGACCAAGCUACAAAUGGACAUUCUCGUUUGCCUCCAGGCCACCCCCAAAUGCCCCACGGGCUUCAUCACUAUCCAGGAGGGUUAGUCUACCAACCUUUCUCGAUUGAAGGUGAGCCGAAGCAUCUCAGAUACUACAAUCAGGGUCCGAGGAUGGCCAGUCAGAAUUCUGUUGAUGGUCUACCACACCCGGCUAGAGUGAGGCUGGAAGAGAAUGGGCAACACCCGAUUCAAAAUCAACCGAUGGAAGAGUCUUUCUUGUACAAGUUCCUUCGCAACAAUGGUGGUCGAAAGUACAGACGCAACUCUGUGAAUAUGGGCAGUGAAGGCCCAGCUGCAGCUCUAAUGUCCCCACAUGGUGCUCCCCCUCGUGGGUUCAUCCCCCAUCCUGAAGGAGUAGAGCCGAUUGGAUUUGAUAGACAUAGAGGAUUGCCUUGGCCACCACCCCGUCAUCAUCACCCUGACCAUCCCUUCCCACAGCAGUCACCUUUCCCCUCUCACAUGCCACCUUAUCAAAUGGUUUGGAAGGACAAGCUUGAUGCCAGCCAGGUCUCGCCCAAUACAUCAGUGAAUGGUGAGCAAAGACCAGGGGUAGAAUAUGGCAGUGUGCCAGAGAGAGAACCGUCUGGGAGAGGUGACUCAGCCGGUGUUCCAAAUGGGGUCGUAGUUAUUGAUGGAAAGGUUAUUCGGGCAAAGCAGGCUGAAGGAGGUGAAUCUAAUCAAGACCUGGCGAAGGAUAUCACCAGGCAGGUCCAACAGGUCAUGGGUGGUACACAACCUCUCUAUAAUUCAACUGAUCGACACAUGCCGCCUUGGAUGGAAGGCAAUGACCGACCAGAGUCACCAGAUGAUCCCAUGGAUGGCGAUUCUGCAGCACAGAGACGCAGCCGUAAGUCAACGUUUAACAUCUACCGUGAGAUUCCUGAACGGAAAAGAAAACUAGACCACGACGAAGAGGAGAAGAUUAAACACAGUUACAAUGCAGACGGGAGCUUUGACUACUUCUCGCUGACCGGCUGGAAGGCGUACAAGUGUGACCUCUGUAAGAAGCGUCGCUUCAAGACGGCAUCCGAGCUGCAGGAGCAUAAGCAACGGAAGCACGGUCUAGAGAGAAGCCACAGUAGUCAAGGAAGCUUAAACGGCAUUCCUGAGGGUGGUCUAAACCCGUCGAUGAUGGAAAUCAACGAGCCAAAUGAUUCCCCGGCUUCAGGGUGAAGAGACCUUUCAGCGAGUAAGAUCACACUGAUUGGCUCGUUGUAUUUUCGAAAAACCGGCAUGGAAGCUGUUAUCAGCCUUGCCUGUUGUAACCUAUUGAGGAAUUGUUGGAGCUCUUUCUGAAGGUGUUGAACCUGCUCCGGGAAAAAGUUGCGGAGAAGUUUUAAGAGCUCACUCUGUCUGAUCUUGAGGGGUCUUAAAAGUUGGCAGCGAUACUCCAUAUACAUUGGGGUUGUUGCGGUCACCCCCUCAGGAUGAGGAUGUUUUAUUUUUGUGUUGUGUGCUUCAGAGCCGCAACGGUCUAAGUUGGAGUGACAGGGUUUAUGGUGAAGUGAACAUUGGUUGAGUCGUGGUCUUGUGUGAAAGUGCACCUGUGGUUUAUUUUUUUGAGAUGAUGCUUCUUGUGCUUCCUACACGAACAAUGCUUUUGGGUUUCCGGUCUCACUUUAUAACUGAACUGUGAAUCAAUAAGUCUGUUUUUUAUAUAUUAUUCGGUAGGCUUCGUUUUUUUGUUUUGAACAUUUCGUACAAUCUGUAAAACAUCCGAAUACUUCGAUGAAUAUCAUGGAAACACGAAUCUAGUUGUCCUGCAUAUUUGCCUUGGCUGUCCCAGUGCCUAGCCAGAUUUUUAAGUAUGGACAUCGAAUUCCUGGUUUGGGACAAAAGACAUUUUUAUGAGGAAGCUAAACUCUACUGACAGAAGACCCUCACGGAAGUGUAUUGUUACAUUUUGUUAUACAUGCAAGAAACAAGCAUGUACUUAAAGUCAGCUGAGGUCACAUCAUUGGCCAUCAUGGUCUUUUGUUUUCCUUCCCUUUUUGAGUUUAAGUUCAAACAGCAUUUCGUUGGACCUUUUCUAACGGUCAUUGUUCAGUCUGUACUUGCUUCAGAUGAAGUGUCAUAGAGGCAACAACACAAUGUUUGUUUCUAAGUAGAAUAAUUAUGUGGAGAACUCUGGGCGAUCUUGCUUCAAAGACGAGGUUUGCUUCAAGUGGUGAGGCAAGUUACGGGACUGUGUUUCGGAGACUUGCGUUACAAACUUGUAGUUUACGCAGUUCAAUCUUGGUGUUUCAUUAUCAGAUGUCCUGUGAGUUCCAUGGUCGAGUUUGACCCUUUUUAGCGUCCAAUAGUCCAGACACUGAUGUUUUGUGACUGUUUUCAACCAAACACCUGAGUUCGUUCACCUCGUUGAACUUCCUGCAUACAUGUUCCUUGAGAUUACUGUCACGACUGCAACAUAUCUACGUGUUUUGAUGUUUCCUUUUUUGUGAUUUUGUUUUUGUUUUGUUGUUGGCGAGUUCUGUUUUUUGGCUUUGAGGUAAAGAGAGGAUGUAGGGGGGGGGUCUAGGUUCCAGACCACCCUAGUAAAGCAAACUAUUCAAUUUAUUUGCACUGUGGUAAAAAUAGUGGGGUACCAAGGCUAACCAAGUUAUUGUUCAACAUACUAUCCUGAUUGGUGUAUAUUAUUAUACCCUGAUUAGAAUAUUGCUCACCUAAUGUGGAGAGCAACAAGUAUGGUGACAAUAACGACUGAACUUCGAAGGAUGUUCCUGGGGCUGGAUUAAGUUAAACUUCAGAUGAAAAUUUUCAAAAUAAAAUUUCACUGUUGAAAACCAGUGCAUUUUUGCUUUCAGACACAUCAUGAAAUGUGUACUUGUUCACAAAUCAGGUAAUUUUAAACCAAAAACUCAAUAUAACAAUUUAAUGAGGUUGGAACCCUGUUUUUUACAACCAGGGCCUAAUUUCGUAGAACUGCUUUUAAGCAGACAAUUUUGCUUAACAAUUUUGCGCUUAGCAAAAUCUAGCAGGAUACCAGUCAAAGAUUGCGCAUGUGAUAAGGCAGUUUUGCUGAUAACCUUAUUCUUAAUUUUGUUGUGUUUAGCUACUUUCUGUGCUAAAGCAACUCUAUGAAAUUGGGGGCCAGGAAUAUCCGUAGAGAGUUCAGAUUUGUUAAUUUUGAGCCCUUGACCCCUUUUUCCAAUGAAUACCACAUUUUUUUAAUUUCAACAUGACCAAAUCAGAAGACUAUUUUGAAAAACUGUACAGCAAGCUAAGGAGUAAUCAAAAUACAUGAAGUAUUUGGCACUUCACCUGUAACUCAUGUUACACUUCCAGGUUACUCACAUACUGGUGAAAUUAACAGAAAUGUUUCUUUAUUUUUCAUAUUUUUGGGAUAACUCAUAUAUUUUUUUAAAUUGUUGCAUAAAAGUACUGCAUAAGAUCUAGAGUGUAUCCCUGCAUUAACUGGAGAUCGGCGAAUGAACCCCCUUCUUUUGACCAAUCACAUUUUUGUGAAAGGGCCGUUUGUCUGUUCAAGAAACAGUCGAGUUCAAUCCAUUGUUAUGGACAUCCAGACAGUUUUGUAGGGGGUUUUGGUUUUUUUUUGUAAAUGAUUUUAUAUACACAUAAUUUGGAUUUAAGCAGAGUGUGUAGGGAACGCUGCAGUGGCCGUGUGGUAAGAAGUACGUGCGGUUUUAAACGCAUUGACAUUAGAUUUUCCCACUAAUUGUGCUGUGUUUCCACACACAGUACGUGUUGCACUUUUGUCAUCAUGUCGGCGGAACAAAAUUUGAUACAAACUAUUUUUAACCAUUUCAAGAAUCUAUAUCCAAGUUUUUUGGUUUUUUUUACAUAGGUAAAAUGAUUUUUAAAGAAACCGACAAGUGAAUUAUUAGCUUUUAUCAUUUUCCUUUCACACAUUUUUCGAUUUUCAUUUCAUGUUUACACUCAGGAUGUGAAACUGAAUUUUAUAUAAUAUAUAUAUAUAACUGCCUUUUAAAUUAAUUCAUGUAAGUAUCACGCAAGGCUGGGCCUUGCAAUUUUCUUACCGAUGAAGCAAGUUAAACUGCAUUUAAAACAUGGAGCAUGUGUGUGUGUGUGUAUGGGUGAUUUUAACUGCACCUGUAUUGUUGUGCAGAAGGACAUGUACAAACAAAACACUUAAUUUUGUAAAAACUGUAGUGCUUCCUGCAGCAGUCCAGACUUGGGUCCAAGUCAUAGAGUUAUAUAUAUAAGAACUAGAGGGCGCACUGGCCUAUAUACGCGCUCUGGCAUGCGCCCA
This is a messenger RNA of Asterias rubens (European starfish), 6428 nucleotides long. RefSeq lists its product as uncharacterized. NCBI's taxonomy places the organism in Eukaryota, Metazoa, Echinodermata, Asteroidea, Forcipulatida, Asteriidae. The transcript is spliced from 3 exons. The record is from RefSeq and is a predicted model, not a curated record. The coding region runs from base 323 to 3367 and encodes 1014 amino acids.